CAGAAAAGAGGAGGCACCCAUUUCGUUUUAAUUAAUCAUUAAUUUCUCAUCUUGAUCAUAGAGUACGUUAUGGAAUUCUUCAACCAAGCCAAAGCAGUGAGACUCAAGAGUUACCACGACAAGUACCUUGUUGCAGAUGAGGAUGGAGAAACUGUUCGGCAGAGCCGCGACGGAUCAUCACGAAGAGCCCGUUGGACAGUAGAGUUGAUUCAAGGCAAUAACCAUCAUAUCCGACUAAAAAGUUGUCGUGGAAAGUAUCUUACAGCCUCGGAGGAGCCAUUGUUGCUAGGCAUGGCAGGGAAGAAAGUGGUACAAGACAAUAUGCCAGUAUCUGUAAAGGAUACUGCGAUUGAUUGGGAACCAAGAACUGAAGGGUUUCUUGUCAAGUUAAAGACAAGUAGAGGCAAGUUCUUGCUUGCUAACGGACGCAUGCCACCAUGGAGAAACUCGGUCACACACGACACCCCACGUAGGACUGUAACACACGAUUGGGUACUUUGGGAAGUGGAUGUGAUGGACAUUCUCGAAACUAUAUUGCCUGCUUCGCAGCUCUCCGGUGCUUCACCGCUUUCCGAUAUAGGCUCCCAGUUGGUCGUUAGUUUUUCUAGCAGCAGACUUUGUAUUGCAAGAGAGAGUGCUAUGUAUAUUUUUGAAAAGGCAACCUCUGUUCGUCUUCGGAGUCACCAUGACAAGUAUCUUACAGCAGAUGAUGAUGAAGAAACCGUUAGCCAAGAGCGCAAUGGGACAGUGAAGAAUGCGAAAUGGACUGUGGAGAUUGUCGGCCAUAGCAAUGUUAUAUGUUUGAAAAGUUGUUUUGGCAGAUACUUGACAGCCAGUAACUUGCCGUUCUUUCUAGGAAUGACAGGCAAGAAAGUGCUGCAAACUUUGCCUGAACGAUUGGAUUCUUCUGUGGAAUGGGAGCCCAUCAGGGAAGGCGUCCAGGUUAGGCUCAGGACGCGUUACGGGCAAUAUUUACGCGCAAAUGGAGGCGUGCCACCUUGGAGAAAUCAUAUAACACAUGACAUUCCUCAUAGAACUUUGACGCAGGAUUGGAUUCUAUGGGAUGUGGAUGUUGUACAGAUAAGAGUCCCAGAUCCUGCAACUCCGCCAGUACAGCAACAACAACAACCACCUGGUGAACAAAGUCAAACGGCACCGAAUUCCGAGGCUAGUUCACCAACGACGUCCCCCAGAUUUUUGUGCAUGCAGUCCGAUGAUUCUUUCGAAGGUUCGUCGGUGAAAAAUGAAGGCAGGGCCAUACAUUACCGUGUGGCCAUUAAUGUAGAAGGUGAUGUUGACGAAAAUGAAGAACUUUCCUUCACAUUUAAGGGAAGCAUGGUGGAGGAAUUGAAGAAUAAGUUGGAAGAAGAGACAGGGCUCAUUGAUAUCCAAGUUUGCUCCAGGAAUCCAUUGAAUGGGAAGAUCUAUCCCCUUCGCUUACAUCUUCCACCAAACAACACAGAAAUGCAUGUUGUUGUCGUUCCCUCUCCAGGGAGAGGUUAGUUUUAUACAUAUCCUUAAUAUUUUGUGCUUCAUGUACGUGAUCAAAUUACAAUCUCCAGUGUUCAUAUUGCGAUUACUGUAUAAAACACAGAUUUUAACUAUAUUUCCCCAAGACAAGCUUGAAUUGAUUCCUUAA
Populus nigra (black poplar) is the source of this 1639-nucleotide messenger RNA. RefSeq lists its product as uncharacterized. Lineage: Eukaryota; Viridiplantae; Streptophyta; Magnoliopsida; Malpighiales; Salicaceae. The record is from RefSeq and is a predicted model, not a curated record. Bases 70 to 1503 code for a protein of 477 amino acids. The transcript has 2 exons.